CGUCCAGGCGUCCACACAGAAGACACCUCGCACUCUGCACAAACAGGACCAUGCUACACUGGGAUUUUAUAUAGAAAAUACAACUUUUGCCUCUUAGAACAUUCAGAUUUAAGCGUCAUCCAAAGUGAAGCACAGGCCAGCAGCGUGUGUGGAACAAGCGGUCCCAGAAAGAUUUCCGUCAUGGGAGCGCAUGGAUGGAGCACAGAGCAUCUUGGUUUUAUCGUUUGUGGAUUUCUGGCACUUUUCUGCGGAGAAUUUGUCCCACAGGCAGAGGCGGGCUGCAGGGAGAGAGAGAGCCCAAACUGCUGCACCGGCCGGAACAACGAAUGUUUUGAGUACACCAGGAGAAAAACGGUGUGCUACUGUGAUACUUACUGUCAGAAAACAAGAGACUGCUGCGAGGACUAUCAGAGCGUGUGCCAAAUAUCUGCAGCCAUUGACUGUGUGGUGGGAUCAUGGGGUCCCUGGUCAUCGUGCACGUCUUCAUGUGGAGUUGGCAGCACAGAAAGGAGUCGCCAAGUAUCUGUUCCCCCGAGAAAUGGAGGCACACCCUGUCCUGACCUCAAACAGCGUCGAGGAUGCUUUGGAAACAAUGCCAUAUGCAGAACGGCGAAAGAAGUGGCAAAGAUUCUGCCUAAUUCUUUCAAGAGGAACUUUAAGGACCCUUGGAGACGACCACACAUGCUGAUGAAGGAGGAGAAGGCCAGUUACUGUGUGUAUCUGCAAGUGAAACAGGCUAGCGUGGCAUGCAGACUCAAACUGUGGACUGCUCACUUGGUUAGAGAGAGGACUGUGUGUGUGGAGUGUCAGAGUGAUGCCAUGGCAAAGUCAGAUCGCUGUGGAGGCGACGGUGUAAAGAGCACCAGGACCUUCUGGUCAGCAGCUUCAGGCCCGGGCUGUCAUGGUUCCUGGGUUCGACAGUAUUCUUCUGAGCGCUGCCAGUGUCCCCUCGACUCUUUCCUCUUUGUUUGAGCCGGCACGCUAGCCUCAGACGUCUGUAUGCAGGGAUGAGUUUUCCCUCUGAGCCUCCUGCCAAGCGUAGGAGAGCCGUGCCAGCCAAGCCAGACCCUCCGAUCCAGAUUACUGGAAGGGUAACUCAAGGAUAUUAGCAGCAUCCUGCCACUUUUUUCCUUUCACCUCAUAUUCUGUACUGUAUAAACUCUUAAAGCACACAUAAAUUCUUGCAUUUAACUUCUGAUUUUACAGCCACAUUAUUCUCCUCCAAAGCACAGCAUUUAUAUGCCUUUUUACCUCUGAAUCUUUACUAUCUACCUCCAUCAAUGCAAGUGCAUUUUCUAAUGCAUGAUGUAUAAAUAUAUAAAUAUAUUAUUUUGCUUUAUACAUUUUCUACUUAUGAUUGGUAUGUGUAAUGUGUGUGUGUAUAUAUCUAUGUCUAUAUAGCUUCACUUAUUUGUACCCAACAGUAUAAACAUCAGUCAUUUAUCCCCAGUUCAAACAGUCCAAACUCAUCAGUGGGUUACUAGAUACUAAAAUCUGGUUCUGUUCUAUAUUUUCUUCCAACAACAGCUUUUUAUCCCAGUAGGUGAAGUUUGAAUAUCAGGUACUGAUUCUCAGGUGCUUAGAUUUCAAGUCUCCUUCAUGUUGGCCUCUUCUUGUGGUUAGUUACAGGUGUUUUUAAUAGCUUAACAUGACUUAUAGCUGAGAUCAGUCACAUCUGUUUAGACCUAAUAUUGCUGGAGAGGAAAAGGAGCCAUAUAAGAGAAUUCACUGUGGUUCUGUCUGUCUUGUGUCCAAGAUUUAAAAAAAAAAAAAAAAAAAUGCUUCAUUGCCUGCCCUGCUCACAGGAGAGUUUUAUCAGCAGGGUAUGAUCCAAGAUAAAUAUCAUGAACAGCCAACUCCUAUAUUAUUAAUUAACCACAUCUCCUCCCAGCACUCCCUACAGGCCCCUGACUCUUUUCUGUUCUGCUCUUGUUGUCUCUGUUGACUUGGUGUUCUCUCUGAAAUAAAUUACAGAUUAACUACAGCGUUACCUUCUUGAGUUAAAUGGCACAGCAUGCAUUUCCACAUCUCUUUUGCUGUUUGGUUUAAGAAGAAAGCAGGUGCAGUCACAGUGUGGAAAGCUGUUCCUUGCUCUUUACAUCCCCCAUGUCUGUGUUUGUGUGUUUAUUUAUUAUAAACCAUGUGAUGAUUUUAUAAGUGCGGCACAACAUUUUCUGUACACUGUCCAUUAGCAAAAUUAAAA
Archocentrus centrarchus (flier cichlid) is the source of this 2203-nucleotide messenger RNA. Its product is annotated as somatomedin-B and thrombospondin type-1 domain-containing protein. NCBI's taxonomy places the organism in Eukaryota, Metazoa, Chordata, Actinopteri, Cichliformes, Cichlidae. The coding region runs from base 181 to 972 and encodes 263 amino acids. The transcript has 5 exons. The record is from RefSeq and is a predicted model, not a curated record.